UUUAAUGUGUUUAAUUAGAUUAAUCAAGGGUUAGUUUUGGGAUUAUGAAAAAAAUUAUACUAAAAUGACAACUAAAUGAUGGUUUUAUACUAUAGGGACAACCAUGCUGAAUUUUUGUUCCGUUUUGGCAAUUUUCCCAAAAAGAAACAUCAAAACCAUAUAUAAAAGGGAUUCAUGUAGAAUAUCAUAAUCAAUUAUAUCUUUUUCCACUCAGAGCUUUUCCUUGGCUCCAACCCAUGGUAUGCUUGUGACUAUCGUUAUAGCAAAAAAAAAACUUCUAUGCGUCUUUCUGCAUGUUCUACUAGUAGCCCGCUCGUUUUAUAAUUUUAGCAAGUCAUGUCCAAGAUGAUUUCUAGGUACUGAAAAGAAACUGCACUUCAUCAACACAAAAGUUAAUCUCCUUUGUUGAGAUAUAAUCUACUUGAAUGAAACCUUAAGAAAUAUUUUAGGGUUUCUCUACGUCACUCUAUAUAUCUUCCUGCAAUGUAACUUCUCCUCACAAAGAUUCUAGCACCACCUCGGUCGGCUCACGAACUUCCUUGCACGCAGCAUCAAAAAGUGUUGGAGAAAAGUUGUCAUCUCCAAACACUGCAUCUUGUUUGGUGUUGUGUCUUGGAAGUACUCUUAGAAACAAUUUAACUUAUCAUCCAUAGUCUGAAUGAUCCUUUGGUUCAUCGCCUCCAUCAUCUCGUCUAGUUUCUAUAGAAACACUGUCAUGGAGUUGAAUCUUUAGACUUUGAUACCAAGUUGAUAUAAAGCUUAGUUCACACAAGAACUAAACUGAGUAUUUAGGCUAACUUUUCUUUUUAAUCCUUUUCUCUCUUACAGAAUAAGGUUAAUUCUUAUAAGUUAUGGACUAUUAUUAAUCAUAUACGACUUAAUGACAAAAGGAAAACGAUUAAAGCAUAAUAUAAAAAGAAAAACAUCAAAACCAAUGAUAAAAGAAAAAGUCUCCAAAACCCUUAAUGUGAAUAUCAUAAUCAACCCUGUACAUUUCUAACCAUAGUCAUGUAUCAUGAGCUUUAUAGAAAUUCCCAUAGAAGAGAAGUAGCUCGGCCUUCAUGCAUACAUAUUAUAUUGGUUCAACUAAUUGGUUUCUACUUUCAUAAACUAAUAUAUGUAAUUAUGAUAUUUGCUCGGGAAACAACAACAGAAGCUCCAUGUCUCCAUUUGCAGGACCCAAAAAUAAUUCUCAAGGGAAGUUAAAACCCAUACUUGGAGGCUCAUCCGCCUUAGCCGCGUUGAUCAUUGUUGUUGCGGUUGUGGUAAUGGUUAGAGCAAAGAAUGCGAGAAGAAAGCGUGAUUCAAAUUACGAGAAGAUUGAAGCGGUUGUAAUGUUGAAACGAUAUAGUUAUGCAGACGUCAAGAAGAUGACAAACUCAUUCGCCCAUGUUCUUGGAAAAGGAGGAUAUGGAACUGUCUAUAAAGGAAAACUACCCGAUUCGAGCGGACAGGAUAUCGCACUUAAGAUCUUAAAAGACCCAAAAGAGAAUGGGGAAGACUUCAUCAAUGAACUAGCUAGCAUGAGCAUAGCAUCUCAUGUCAACAUCGUCUCUCUCUUUGGAUUCUGCUAUGAAGGUAGCAAGAGAGCUAUCAUCUACGAGUUCAUGCCUAAUGGAUCCCUCGACAAGUUCAUUUCCGAAGAUAUGUCAACGAAGAUGGACUGCAAAACGUUAUACGACAUUGCGUUAGGCGUUGCUCGUGGGUUGGAUUACUUGCACAAGAGUUGUGUAUCAAAGAUUGUGCAUUUCGAUAUAAAGCCACAGAACAUACUCCUAGAUGAAGAUUUGUGCCCGAAGAUUUCGGAUUUUGGUCUUGCUAAGCUCUGCAAGAAAAACGACAGCAUCAUAUCCAUGUUGGACGCGAGAGGAACCGUUGGUUACAUUGCUCCUGAAGUGUUUUCCAAGAGCUACGGAGCAGUUUCGCAUAAGUCUGAUGUAUAUAGUUAUGGAAUGGUGGUGCUUGAGCUGAUUGGUGUGACCAGCAGAGAGAGAGCUGAAAAUUGUAGGUCUAAUAUGAGUUCAAUGUACUUUCCGGAUUGGAUCUAUAAGGAUCUGGAGAGGAAUGAAAAUAUGAGAGUAUUAGGAGAUCAUAUAAUGGAAGAGGAAGAGGAGAUAGUGAAGAAAAUGACGUUAGUGGGUUUGUGGUGUAUUCAGACCAAUCCAUGUGAUCGUCCACCGAUGAAAAAGGUUGUUGAAAUGUUAGAGGGAGGUGUAGAAGCUCUAGUGGUUCCACCUAAGCCACUCCUUACUCCAGCCAUAAUGGCUUGGGAAACUGUUGAAGAGAGUGAAAGACUUCUAGUCUUUUGACACUAGGACACUCAGAAAGAUUUUAAAAUCUUUAAAGAGUUCACAAAAAGUAAACACUCGAUCUUUUUUAUUUUAUACAAACAUAAGAAUUCAACUGAAGGUAGUCAAAGAAAAAAAAAAGAGUGUCAAAAAUCAGUAUUCAACAGUUUUAAA
Raphanus sativus (radish) is the source of this 2462-nucleotide messenger RNA. RefSeq names its product PR5-like receptor kinase. Bases 1161 to 2309 code for a protein of 382 amino acids. The record is from RefSeq and is a predicted model, not a curated record. Gene Ontology annotation, biological process: protein phosphorylation. Lineage: Eukaryota; Viridiplantae; Streptophyta; Magnoliopsida; Brassicales; Brassicaceae. The transcript is spliced from 3 exons. Gene Ontology annotation, molecular function: ATP binding; protein kinase activity.